AUGACAUUACUCUAUCAAUGAAUACGAAAAUCUAAUUUAUAAAUCCUCAUUGACUAAGAAUGAAAAGAAGAUCGAACAGUUUCUCUGAAUACAUUUUAUAUCCAAAAUCCACUUUGUAUCUGAGAGUGGCACAGAUGAUCUUAUGUAUCGUAUGCCUCAUCCUUGCAUUCUACUUUUGGAUCUCAGAAAACACCCUUCUCGGUGCUACGGUUGUAUUAUUUGCCACUUCAUUUGGUUUCCUUGUGGUAACUGUCGUGGAUGUGCUUGCCAGUUUGAAGCACAGGCAGUACACAGCCCCUGUGUGGGUUGGACUGGCGUUUUUAGCAGCUUUCAUGUUUUUCCUGUCUUUUGGAUUCAUGGUUCUACAACCUGUUAUUUUGUACAUUGUGAUUGGCGUCAUUUUUGCUGUAACUGGUAUAGUAUUUUUGAUCGAUGGUAUACUAAUAAUAGUAUACAUCUAUAAAUCGAAAUCUCCGGGGAAAGUCCAUCCAAUCCCAGAUGAUAAAGGAUCAAUCGACCAAACUAGCCAGGUAGAGGAUGAUUUGGAAAUUAUUGAAGAAGUACCUGUAGAAAUUAGGAAAGUUGCACCUGUAGCUACGGCUCCAUCUAAAAAGAGCUCCGAUAAGUCCUCUCCAAAAUCCCCAUUUCCGAUAACGAGUUAUGGAGGAACCUUCCCAGUUGGUGGAUCUGAUGCUGCUCCCCUACCCACUCCAGAUAACCUUGUAGGAAUUGAACCCGCAAGACCAGCUCAACUGUAUGUGCCGAAAAAAACUCGUGAAAAUAGUCCAGAUGCGCAUUCUAUUUCAAGUGAGAACUCAGCCAACAGAAGGGCAUCGCUUGACGAGAGCAGAAACCUUUACCCUACAGUUAUGGAAGAAAAUGCUCAAGAGAGGAGUAUCCAGUUGAGAAACGAACGAAGCCACGCCAUGAGCGAACCAGGGAUAUCUCAACAGAUCCAAUCUACAACAUAUUCUGCCCCUCCUACCUAUCGACAAAACUACGAUCAAUAUCUUGCUGAAGAAAUGUCUCGGGAACAACAAGCUCAGCGACCCUAUUAUGAAAACGUACAGGGUGGUAUGAUAACACCUUACCAGGCUGCAGGAGAACCACAAUCUACACUAAACGUAGACAACGGCCAAUUCGAAGCAAGAUACCACAGAGAAAUGAUGCCAGGAGACGCUCAAGCAUGUCAGUGUUGCGGUACAAGGCUGUACGAACCCAGGGAACCUGAAGGCAGGGAACACGAAGCCAGAGAACAGAUAACACCUUUCGUCACUCACCACUACAACCAGUCCCCCUGCAUAUGCGGAUACACCCAUUAUCAAGCAUCAACCGUCGUUAAGGGAGCCGUGAGACAGUAUCCCGAAGAUACGCUGAAGCAACAGCAGAGGAUGAUCAAGGAACAGCUGGAACAGAUGAGGGACGACCACGUGUUUCACGGUUGCUCCUGUCAUGAUAAGCCGACUAAGGAAACGAAUGUUCCUUAUAUGCAUCUAGUUCGCAGUUCUCCAUGUCCUGAUAACCGUAAGGAUUCUAGCUCCUUAGCUUCUCCGACUCACAAGUACGUCGUGAGCAACGAGGUGGAUAGCAACAGGUCCUUGAACAUAGAAACCGAAAGCCAGUUCGAAGAAUUUGGAAGCAGCUUUCCGAAGUGGAUGAGUUCUAGAGGUCCCGUGGAUCCAACAGAUCCGAAUGUGGAGGACAGAAACAGAAAAGUUACAAUAGGCACAUUGGACGUGAUAUCGCCAUCAGAUGCCUCCACGGAUAGCAACUCGUCCAAAUAUAGACGAUGGGCGGAACGAUUGGGCAUGAGUCAAUUGGCAGAGCGGGAUCAUCGAACCGUCAACGUAGAUCCCGUCAUGGGUCAACCAAAAAGGCCCUCCCUGAAACAUAGAGACGACGAGAUUCCAGCUAGGAAGUCCACAACAUCACCCUCCUCCUUCGACGAAGGCAACGUGGCAGAAACCUGGAGACAGGACCCGACGGACAUUUCUGAAUCUAUGGACGAUUUUUUGGAACGGAGACCGACCAUCGAGAAGGUCAAAGAUUCGAUCACUCCCCUGACAAAUCCAAGAAUGACCGUCGUUUCCAAGAAGGACGAGGCCAACUACCUGAAACGUUUCCGCGAAGUCGUCUACCCGACGGAUUCCAGCAAGGAGACCGUUUUGAGUGCCAAUAUGGAUUUCAUCUCGAGGGAACCAGAGAAUGGCCCCAGAUCGAACGCCCACAACUCCGAAAUCGAUGAGAGUUUGAGGGCUUGGGUUCCGGAACACGACUCGAAGUACUCGAAGAGGACCAGUACGUUCGGAGCUAAGGAAGUACUCGACAGUUACGAGUUAAUCAUGGAGAAUAGAGCUAUGGAGCCUCCUCCCCCUGAUGACACCCAAUACGUACAAACCUUAGCACCGGAAACAGCUUCUGUACGUUCCCGAAGAAUGUCUACGGAUAAAUCAACGGGUACCAAGCGACCAGAACAGCCGGAUUACUCAUAUCAACCUGGCGUAGAGAGACCAUUUUUCGAUGACAGGGAGAAAACUUGGAAGUCCGAAGCUCAAGAGGCUUACAGAUCUUCAGUUGCUGGGUUACCUUGCAGCCCCAGGAGAAUUUGUCAAAGUGUAUCUCCGGAAUGCGUGUGCUGUCAAAACCCGAAAGACGAAUUGGUCAGACCGGCGAUGAGAGUUGUCGAAGAGAGAAGGUAUUCCAGUCCUAGAGCAAGGAACCAAGAGACAAGGUAUUCCAGUGAAAGAGGAAGGGAUGAGGAGAGGAGGUACUCUAGUGAUAGGGGAGAGAACGAAGACAGAAGACAUUCUGGUGACACAAAAAGAAAUUCUUACCCUGAAGAACGUCGCCUUGUGAAUGAAAUGAACUUUCGUAGGGUAUCUACGAUGGCUCCAAAACCGUAUGAUGAAGCGUCAUAUGUGGAUGAAAUAACCUCUCAUAGAACAUCAGACGGAGGUACGAGAGAGGAAAGAUCGAAAAGGGAUAGUCAGAAUUACGAACUAAAGUUGGACAGCAGGAAAUCUCUAUUUCCUGGCUCUACCUAUCGGGAAGAAAAAGUUGUAUUACCUAGGAUGUUGGACCCAAUACAAGAGCAGAGGAUGACAGAGAACAUACACUUGAGUGAUUCAGAAGAAAGGGUCAGUCACAUACCACCUUUCCACGACGGUUUUCCAAGGGACGUGAUGAUGAUAAAGAAGAUGUCUUGCAUAUGCGAAUGUAUCUGUAAUCCACAAAAAGGACCCAAGGAUAAUGCGAGAGGUCGUCGGAAUUUAGGAGCUUCCAACGUCAAAAGAUACGAAACUGAGCCUUUGAACCAGCAGCCUUACCAUCCGAAGGACGAUUUCAAAAUGCCGGAAAAUUCAUUUACCAAUUUUUCGAGGAUAAGCGAGAGGCCCGAUGAUUCUGGGAGCGUUGGAUCUAGAAAAAGGAAAAGUUCCAGAAACGGCGAUCACCAAACGAUCAGAUUCUCCCUCAACUCACCUACACCUAGAAAAACUCUGGACUGCGUAGAAAAGUGUCCGGAUUGUUCUUCCAGGAGAGAAGCAGAGUGUCCUGAAGAGUGUUCCACUUGUCCUGUCAGGAGAAGAAGACUAGCAAGGGAAGCAAGGUUGAGAGAAAGACUAGAUUAUGAGGAGAGAUUGAGCAUACCCAAGAGGGGGUCCCUGAAAAGAGCUUAUCCAGACGAAAGAAGAUAGAUUAGAUCAAUGUUUUUAGAAUAAGCCUAAUUAUAUUUCGAUUUUAUUUGAAUUAUAUUCAAUUCAUAUUUUA
This is a messenger RNA of Coccinella septempunctata (seven-spotted ladybird), 3768 nucleotides long. RefSeq lists its product as uncharacterized. NCBI's taxonomy places the organism in Eukaryota, Metazoa, Arthropoda, Insecta, Coleoptera, Coccinellidae. Bases 60 to 3695 code for a protein of 1211 amino acids. The record is from RefSeq and is a predicted model, not a curated record. The transcript is spliced from 13 exons.